CAUUCAUUCAGUUUGCGAGCGACCGCCGCGCGACGAGGACGUUUACGUCACGUCGUUUCCCGCGACUCAACAGUCAUUUCGAUAUUUCGUAGUGUUUCAAAAACUUAAAAACAGUGUUGUUUAGUGCAAUAAUGACGUCGUUUUGUGUCUACGUUUUGUGAUGAACGCCUAACCAGUGUCAUUUAUUGUGUUUGCAAAGUUGUGAAGUUUUUUCGCUACACGGAUUUACGAGUUGACCGGCGUUUUGCUGGACUGGAACUGAAAGCUGAUUGUACGCGUAGCUAACUACGAAACAAAAAUGAGGCCAACAGUCAGUCUCCUCUUCAUCUGCUUCUUAGCCCUCCUCGCCCCGCUCCAAUGUGGGACCUCGUCCAGUGCUGACGACAGAAGAUGGCUUGUCUCUUUAGUGGAUCUGGUGGAACUUGACUACGUGGACCAUUGCGAGCAGAGGGCCAACGCCGCGUGGAAUGAACUUACUGGGAAUAGUAAAGGAUUGGCCACUAAGUUGGAACGCGACAAGGCGUUCGGUAUGUUCGUGUGCCAGCAGACGACUGACAUCAAAAGUUCGCUCACUGCGCAUGCGUUAUCCGCGGAUGACAACGUGCUACGACGGAAAGUGAAGCUCCUACUACAACCGGGAGACACACUGUUGGAGACUGAACAGUGGAUCAAGCUCGUAACAUUCGGGGAUUAUGCGCUGAACAAAAUAAGAUUCGCCACUAACUACGAUUGUGGUACUGCCAGUAACUGCACGUUAAGAGAGUUACACUACAACUUGGCGCGGCAACAAGACGAAGAGACCCUGCAUCGCAUGAAACUCUCGUGGGAGAACAACUUGCCCGAUCUUCAUGAUUAUUUGGAACACGUUCUACCUUUGUUGAGGAAUGCUUCGAAAAAAAAUAGUUAUAACUCCGUCGAAGAAUAUUGGGAUGCUUUAGGCGAGUACGAAGGUGCCAUACUUAAGGCCCGAGAAUUGUGGGAAAAUGUGAAACCUCUUUACUUGAAACUCCACAAAUACAUAGCACUUAGGCUAAAGGGUUCUGACGCCGUUGGCAAAACUCUGCCAGUACAUUUACUAAGAUCGUUAACAGGAGACGAUUGGUCCAAUUUAAUAGAAAGUUUACUCCCAAAGCAUGCUGGGAUAUAUCAAAAAGUACACGCAAAUCUUCAGUUAAAGAAUUUAGGAGGAGUUGAAGCAUUCAAACAAGCGGCAAAACUCAUCAAAACACUAAACUUAGGAGAUGCAGACCCAAAUAUUUGGUCUGAAUCCGUAUUCAACAGUACUUGCCCGCCGACAUUAGUAGAUUGGUGCAAACCAAACAAAGUUAGAGCGAUAACUUGUAAAGACGUCAGUAUAGCCAACUACAUAGAAGCGCACGAGGCAGUCAUGAAGAUUGUCUACAAGCAGACCAUUAAUUUGCACAGCAAUAACACUUACAUACUAAGAGAAGCCUCUCGCUAUUCCGCUGUGUAUGAAGCUAUUCCUGGAUUCGUAUCCUUGCUUUCUCUGAACCCUCAUGCGCUGAAUAAUGCAGGCUUGUUCCCAUUGGAAAUUUUCAACUACAACCCGAAUCAACAUCGAUUGGUACUACAAUUGAUAAUGGCUUUAAGAGAUCUACCAAAACUGAACUUCUAUUUGGCAGCCGACGAAUGGAGGAUAAAAGUUUUAAUGGGAGCUAUACCGUACGCGAAAAUACCUAGCAGUUGGAGCGACUUCCGUAAAAAUUUCUCUUAUAUAGAAACAUCCGAUGGUGAUUUCCUUGGAGACCCUUACAUGGUGUUCAAUAAACCUUUUAUCGGAAAAUUCAUGGGUUUAAUUCUGAAAUACCAAAUCUACCAGUCUUUUGCUGAAGAACUCGUGUCUGAUGAAUCAGAUUUAUUAGUUCACAUCGCAGAGAACAACGACCGAUUGGUUGACGCAAUGAUGCAAGGCUAUGGAACCGUCUGGCCUGAAAUGGUGAGCGACCUUCUAGCAAAACGGGAAUAUGGACUGGAAUACACAGGGCUAACGGACUAUUACAAAUUUUUGGAUGAAUACUUAGAUAAUCAGUUAGAUCCGUCUACAGAUAACGAAGGUUCUGACGAUUACAUCGAACCAGUUAUCAAUGAACCGGUACCAGAAGAAAACGAAAUACCAUCAUCAGCUGAAAACCAGGAAAGCGUCAAAGAAACAGAAAAAGUAGAAACGCACGAAGAUAUCAACGACAACGUUAUUGAUACAGACGGAUCAAAUUCCAAGUUCAUCGAAACGUCUACAGUAGGAGUUUUGGAAAUAAAGAAUCCUGUAGCAACUGGGGACCACAAUGAGGUUAAUACGAAAGAGGCAUCUUAUAAUACGUACUGGUGGAUCGGAAUAGCCGUAGCCCUGGCUGUCGUUGUGAUAUUAAUAGCAAUAAUAGCGAGGAAGCGCCACAACCACAGAAAACAGCUCGAGAGGCAACGAAGGGACAACACCCGUGCCUGAUUUGAGGAGUAUCGGUUCUAGAAGGAGAACCGAUGGUCAAUGACACUGAGACUAAAUAUAGUGAUAUUGUGCCAAUAAAUGAGUGGAGUUCAAAAGACGUAUUUCAGUUCAGUGUAUCGUUUCGUGUUAUCUGCUUUUUGUUUGGGAAUAUUAGUUGUAUUUUAGCUGUGUUUAUUUAUUUUUUCUGUAUGAUUAUUUGAAUUACUUUCAUCACACACCGUGCAUUUAAUUAUGUAUACAAUGUAUACCUGAAUGUCUUUAAUUUCAAUUUUGUAAGAAUAAUGCUAGAUAAUGAAGAUGAAAAUAUUUUUGUACAUAUCACAAUUUGCGAAAUAGAAUAAAGAUUGUUACCAAGAGUGUCUAUAAUAGUUGUAUAUUCUAGUUAGAUGUAAUUUGCUGUGCCUUAAGCGUCUCAAUUUCUAAUAAGUAAGAUGCAUAAGAUAUGUUAGGAAUUAUCAAAUUUGUAAAAAAAUAACUGUAAUUUUAUAAAGUCUCUAUUUACCUACUCUCAGCUACGAAACUUCCGACCAAAUCAUGAUGAAAUUAAUUUUCUUGUUCAGUGUUUAUAAAUUUUAUAUUUUAGUUAUAAACAAUAUUUUAAUAUUCUAUCUCUGUACUUGUAAUAACCAAAUAUAUAUUUUAAUUUGAUGUUGCUAGUAAUUUAUGUGUUACUAAAAUAAGGCUUUACUGGGAGUAAAGCGGGAAUUAGUAAAAUUAUGUCAACAUUGAAAACAGAGAAUAAUAAAUGUUUUGAACAUAAA
This is a messenger RNA of Trichoplusia ni (cabbage looper), 3225 nucleotides long. RefSeq names its product angiotensin-converting enzyme-like. The transcript is spliced from 14 exons. Lineage: Eukaryota; Metazoa; Arthropoda; Insecta; Lepidoptera; Noctuidae. Gene Ontology annotation, cellular component: plasma membrane. The coding region runs from base 299 to 2464 and encodes 721 amino acids. Gene Ontology annotation, biological process: proteolysis. The record is from RefSeq and is a predicted model, not a curated record. Gene Ontology annotation, molecular function: metallopeptidase activity; peptidyl-dipeptidase activity.